Messenger RNA from Nicotiana attenuata, 1819 nucleotides. RefSeq names its product BES1/BZR1 homolog protein 4-like. The coding region runs from base 317 to 1291 and encodes 324 amino acids. The transcript is spliced from 2 exons. The record is from RefSeq and is a predicted model, not a curated record. Gene Ontology annotation, biological process: brassinosteroid mediated signaling pathway; DNA-templated transcription. Lineage: Eukaryota; Viridiplantae; Streptophyta; Magnoliopsida; Solanales; Solanaceae. Gene Ontology annotation, molecular function: DNA-binding transcription factor activity.
UUUAACCUCUUUCUUUUCCCCACUUUUUUCCAGAAUUUUACAAUUUUUAUGUCCAAAGCUCACUAGUCACGUGCACUACCCACGUUUCCAGGACUUUUUAGCUAUAAACAAACCUAUAGUGGCAUGUUCGUAAUUUCAUCAUAACUCAGUGGCAUCUUCAAGUCACGUUUCCAUAUUUACUUCUCCCUCCUCUUUCAGCUAUUUCAAUUUCCAGUUCAUAAGCCCGAUCCUGAACCAAACUGGUUCCGAGUCGAAAGACUUCAAGUCCGGUUCGAUACCGGUUUACAGCAGAGCAACCGGUUCACAGGCGUCGUAAAUGACGUCCGGCACGAGACUUCCGUCAUGGAAAGAGAGAGAGAACAACAAACGGAGAGAACGACGGCGAAGGGCGAUCGCGGCGAAGAUCUUCGCCGGACUUAGAAUGUAUGGUAAUUUUAAGCUCCCAAAACACUGUGAUAAUAAUGAGGUGUUGAAAGCUCUGUGUAAUGAAGCUGGUUGGAUUGUUGAAGAAGAUGGCACCACUUACAAAAAGGGAUGCAAGCCAGUAGAACGUAUGGAUAAUAUAUGUUAUUCAGCAUCUGUAAGUCCCUGCUCAUCUUACCAACCGAGUCCAGGUGCCUCAUAUAAUCCAAGCCCUGCUUCGUCAUCUUUCCCUAGCCCGGUCUCAUCCCAUUACGUUGCAAAUAGCCAAAAUAAUUCCGAUCCUAACUCGCUAAUUCCUUGGCUUAAGAAUCUCUCGUCUGGAUCAUCGCCUUCUUCAUCCAAAUUUUCCCACCAUUUGUACAUUCCGGGGAGCUCUAUAAGUGCGCCCGUUACUCCACCUUUGAGCUCUCCUACAGCUCGUACUCCUCGGAUGAAGGAUGAUCCCAUGGCCAAUUCAACGUCGUGGGCACAACAACACUAUGCUUUCUUGCCGUCCUCUACUCCAGCUAGUCCUGGUUGUCAAACACCACCAGAUUCAGGUUGGCUUUCUGGUGUUCAAACUCCACAAGAUGAGCCUUCAUCUCCGACAUUUAGCCUUGUUUCACCAAAUCCAUUUGGAUUUAAGGAGCCAUUAUCAAAUGGAGGCUCUCGGAUGUGGACACCAGGGCAAAGCGGGGCAUGUUCUCCAGCAAUUGGAGCAGGUAUCGACCAAACAGCUGAUGUACCAAUGUCGGAUGCUAUUUCAGCUGAGUUUGCAUUUGGCAGCAAUAUGAAGGGAUUAGUAAAGCCAUGGGAAGGAGAAAGAAUUCACGAGGAGUGUGUGACCGAUGAUCUGGAGCUUACACUUGGGAAUUCUAGCACUAGGUAAAUCCUUUUCUAUUACCAACUUUAGUGGAAAAUAUCUUUGCUAUCCAUACACGGAAGGAAAGUUGAUCGUAGAAAGGGGCAGAUUAUUAUAAUGUUGGCUUGAGAUGAAUUUAAAUGGUGGACAUGGUCAAUGAUGACUCAUAUAGCCGACCUCAACUUGUUUGGGUCUGAGGCGAUUGUUGUUGUUGUUGCUUCGCGGAUAGAGUAGUGCAAUGAGAAAUCUAUUUAUUCAUUGAUUUGGUCAUGGCCUUAUCUUUGUGCAAAAGUUGAAAUUAACUUCUUCUGUUGAUCCCUUGUGUGUGAAGAAAUUCUGGUUGAUGAAAACCAGUUGAAAUACAUAGUAGGAGCAAUGUAGAUUGAAGUAAUGUGAAGGCUAUCUUUGCACAUUUUCCAUGAAAUUUUCCCUGUAUUUUUUAUUACUAGCCCCUAUUUUUUGCAUUCUUUGUAAUUCUUCCACUUUCAAGAUUGGAAUUUUUUAAAAACUUUUUGUAGGUAUCUUUUGUAAUUGUUCAUGAUUUAUGUGGUGAUA